Messenger RNA from Eruca vesicaria subsp. sativa (arugula), 952 nucleotides. The record is from the annotation of a GenBank genome assembly. Lineage: Eukaryota; Viridiplantae; Streptophyta; Magnoliopsida; Brassicales; Brassicaceae.
CAACAAGCAGUUCAACUUCUCAAUUAUAAUCACAUGAACUUUGGUGUUUACAACUGGAUAAGGGAGAUCAAAUGGUGGGAGUGAAGAUUUGAAGAAGUGUCAUACCAGUGGAUAGGAAGACAACUGGAUAAGAAGCGUGUCUUAGAGGACACAUGUCUAGCCCCCAUACAAUGGAAAAAAGUGAUUGAUCUUUGUGUCUCUUCUCUUCCUCUUCUUCUUCCUCUCUGCGUCUCUUUUCUUACUCUCUGUGUCUCUAUCUCUUCAUCUUUUUGUCUCUUCUUCUUUUUCUUCCAGAUUGAUUCUCAAUCACUCAAUUAUAUUUGAUUGAUAGAAUUUAAUUUUUGGUGGAUGAGGAUGAAGAAGAAGCUUGACAGAGGAGGAUGGGGAAGAAGCCGUCGGCGGUGGAGGCUUCAGCCAGGAUGACGGCGGCGAGAAAGCGGCGAAGAAAAAGUUAAGAGGCAUAGAGGAACAUACAAAGAAGAUGGGAGGAGAAGUGAGAAGAAGGAAAAUAAAUCUCACAAGCACCACCGAUCAAGUUCAUGUUUUUGUUUUGGUGUGUAGUGAGCUAGAAAGCCAAAAAAGGAUGUCGUUUACGCAGCAGAAAUGGAGGGUGUGCGAGAAGACAGUGUACGCUAUGGAGCUUCUCUCAGCUGAUGGUGUCCCUUUUCAGAAGUCUUGCUUCAAGUGUUCUCACUGCAAAUCCACCCUUCAAGCUACACAAUUGAGGUUGAUUUAUUCUUCGACUAAUGGUGAAAGAUCCAAGAAUGUAGGGAAGGGCUGUUGAUCUUUCCUUUGUGUUCAUGUUGAUCCAAGAAUGCAUGAAAGGGAUUACAAGUAUUCUUGAGUUUAUAUCUUGAAUACGAUAGAGAAUUUUGAUGUGUGUAGAUAUUUUAUAGGAACUAUAAAUCAAUAAGUAAGAUAGAGAAAUCUAGUGUAAAUAAAAUAAACUCAA